Molecule: messenger RNA, 1239 nt
Organism: Neltuma alba
Lineage: Eukaryota; Viridiplantae; Streptophyta; Magnoliopsida; Fabales; Fabaceae
Product: flavanone 3-dioxygenase 3-like
Exons: 3
Coding region: 168-1124 (318 amino acids)
Source: RefSeq, a predicted model, not a curated record
UCAAAACCAGAAGCUUCUGUCCAUAUCUGAAUUCAUUCUCUUUUCUGGACUGCUCAUACUUCAUUCUCUUUCUCUUUGUUAAUUGAUCAAUACUGUUUUCUGACCAAUCAAUAUAUUAUCUUCUGGUUCUUGUGAGAUUAACUGUGAUUGUUGAGUUGUUAAGAAAAAUGAGCGCUUCAACCACCCUUCCAUUGAUAGACCUUUCGUCUUUGAAGGAUCCUUCUUCGAGGUCUCAGUCAAUUGAAAGAAUUAAGACUGCUUGCAAAGACCUCGGUUUCUUUCGGGUUGUAAACCAUGGAAUUUCGGAGUCUGUUACAAGAGAUGCCAUAGACACAGCAAUUAAGUUCUUUGAAUUGCCAGAGGAGGAGAAGAUGUGUCUGGCUUCAGACGAUAUUUUUAAGCCAGUGAGAUAUGGAACGAAUAUCAGGAAUGAUGUGAAACAAGAAAGUUACCUUCAGAGAAGUUUCCUCAAGCUUUAUUCUCAUCCAAUCUCAAAUUGGAUCCAUCUCUGGCCUGCAAACCCUCCUGAUUACAAGGAAAAAGUGGGGAGAUAUGUGAUGGCAGUGCAAGAUCUUCAAAAGCAAUUAACAGAUCUUGUUCUUGAGAGCUUAGGGAUAAACCCCAAUUCCAUACAAAAACAAAUCGAAGAAGGCAUGCACGUUGUGGCCGUGAACUCUUAUCCACUAAGCUCUGAGCCAAACCUCACUUCAGGCUUAGCUCCUCACACAGAUCAUGGCUUAAUUACUAUCUUACUUCAGAGCUAUCCAGGGCUACAAAUUAAGAACAGUGACGAUAAAUGGGUCAAGGUUCCAUUUUCGGAAGGAUCAUCGUUAGUACUUUUGGGAGAUCAAAUGGAAGUACUAAGCAAUGGGAUAUACAAGAGUGUGAUUCAUCAAGCUGUUAGUUCAGAUCAGAAUCGAAUUUCCAUUGCAAGUAUUAACAGUUUUGCAUUAGAGGAAAAAGUCAGGCCCGCACCAUUGUUAGUAAAUGAAGAAUGUGAAAGCUUAUAUGAAGAGUGUAGCUUUAAAGACUUUCUUGACUUCUUGUCAAGUAGUGAUCAUAAACAGAAAAGAAGGUUCAUUGAUACCUUGAAGAAGAAGAAUCUUGUCAAAGGACAAGCAUAGAUAUAGUAGCAUUCAUUUAUUGGUUGGUUCAUUAAUCUGUAAGGGACACUGUAUAUCCUAGUGUGUACAAGUAAGCGAGUACUUUUGUAAUCUAUGUGCAAGUGUUUUGUGUUCU